This is a messenger RNA of Canariomyces notabilis, 1872 nucleotides long. RefSeq lists its product as uncharacterized. The coding region runs from base 1 to 1872 and encodes 623 amino acids. Lineage: Eukaryota; Fungi; Ascomycota; Sordariomycetes; Sordariales; Chaetomiaceae. The record is from RefSeq and is a predicted model, not a curated record. The transcript is spliced from 2 exons. Gene Ontology annotation, cellular component: nucleus. Gene Ontology annotation, molecular function: metal ion binding. Gene Ontology annotation, biological process: box C/D snoRNP assembly.
AUGUCGUACAAUUACGGUCCGCCCCCUCCGGCUCCACCGGUAGCGACCUCGGGCGGUGCCCCAAGCGGUUACCCUCCCUAUGGACCCCCUCGCGGCGGCCACAGUGGCAGAGGCCGCGGAGGUGCCGAACGCGGUGGCUACCACCAACCGCACCAGCCGCACCAGCCGCACCAUCCGGGCUACAGCUACAACCAGCCGCCCCAGUACAACCCCCAUCAGGGCCCGCCAUCGUACCCCGGACCGCCGCCGCCGCCUCAGCCUGGCUACCCACAGCAACCACCCCAGCAGCAGUGGCACCCCGAGCAUGCACAGCAACACCCGCCUCAAGGCGCUCCGCACGCUCCGCUGCCCGCUCAGAACUACCAUCCCAACUAUGCUCCCCAGAUCUAUCAGCAACAGCCGUCUUACACCGGCCCGCCGCAGUACCCUCCCCAGCCCCCGUACAAUCAGGCUUAUCCGAGCCCUACUCCGCAACCUGGACCCCCAACUCAGCAGUGGGUCGGACAUUCGCAGCCUCAGGGCCACCAAGGACCGUAUGGAGGCGGAAGAGGCGGCCGCGGUGGCAGCUACAACGAUCGUGGAGCGCCAAAGGGUCAGCUCAUGGGACCUCCGAUCAGGAUCGGAUUCGACAACGCCAACUCUCAGCCGGUACCCCCCGCUCCAGUGAGCGCUCCUUAUCCGGGUCCCUCGUUUGGCAAUCCACCUCCUGGCCCGUUCACUGCUCCCUAUCCGGCCUAUCCACCUCCCGCACCCUACGUGCCUGUGCCGCCCCCCUUUGACAGCCAUUCGUCCCACGGCACUCGCCAUCAUGGUCGUGGUGGUUUUCACAAUAACCGCGGGUCUCGCCCUCACUUUGGUGGCGGCGAUAGGACUCCCCACCGUGGCGCCCGCAAUUACAACAAAGGAACGCCCACCCCUACACCACCCGCCCAGCAUCAGAAGCCUGAGGCUGCGUCGGCUGGAAAGAAGAAGAAGCGCAAGACCAAUACACUGGGUCUAACCCCUGGCGAUGGCUCUGAUGAAGAUGACGAGAAUGAAGAGCAGCGCCUCAACGAAAUGUAUGGUGCUGAUGCACCCAACCCUCGGACCGCUUCCGAGAUUGCUGCGUGGAUCGCCGAGCGGCGUGCUAGGUACCCGACCAGGGCCAAAGUUGAAGCAAAGAAAGCCGCGGCCAAGACCCAGAGCGCCGAUGCUAGUCAGGAUAGAAACUCCACCCUGGAGCAAAAGGCCGAGAAGCUUAGGAAACAACUGGAGAAAGUCGAGUCGAGCAUCAAGCGGAAGCGUGAGCAGCAGGAUGAAGGCGACGACAUGAGGGAUCUAGAUCUGAGCUCAAUUUCGAGCGACGUCAAGUCUGAAGACGAGAAGCCUGAAGUCAUGUCGACUCGUCAGGACUCCAACCAGAUUCCUCCGCCGCCAAAGAAGGCAGAUCCGACCAAGCAUUGCAAGUACUACUCGACCGGAGGCACGUGUGGCAAGCGGGGCAAGUGCCGCUUCGUCCACGACCCUGCCGUCCGGGAGGCAGCCCUGAGAGAGCGCGAGAUGAACGGCGGCCGCAUGACCCUACAGCAGCGCCUAGUACUGAACGACAAGGAGCAGGAAGAUAUGGCGAUUCUUAAGACGCUCGCAGUCCUUCAAGACAAGGGCAUGAUCCCCAAGCAAGCAUCAAGCGUGCCAGCCUCCGAUGGCCAGUCGGGAUCCGCCCUCGGCGUUCAAUCCCAGCAACCUCCUACCCCAGUUAUCAAGCGGGAGCAGCCGCCCAACGGCCUUCCGCCCAUUCCACCCCCCAGUGUCGCCUCAAACGACAACACAUCCAAGUACCCUGGCUGGAAUCUCAGCGGCUUCGGAAAUACUGGUGUGCAGUCGAGCGACUAG